GAAGUCCGUAAAGUAAGUGAGAGUAUCAAGUAUAACCACCCUUUGAGAAAAUGUGUUGAUACAAUACUGAAAAAGUGUCCUAGUGAGUAUCAGGAAAGAAUGGGCAGGAACAUGGAUGAUUAUGAAGAUUUUGAUGAAAGACAGAACAGUUAUCCAAGUGAAAAAAAUCUGGUCAAACUUCACAAGCAGGUAAUCUACUCAGUACAGAGACAUCGUCGUACACAGGUCCAGUGGCAAAUUCUUUUGGAACAAGCAUUUUAUCUAGAAGAUGUGGCAAAAAAUGAAACCAGUGCAACUCGACAGUUUGUGCAUACCUUUCAUUCCCAGGAACCAGAGAAUAAAAUCAUUCGGUAUUUCUACACACCAACUGUUGAGUGGUACUGGGAAUGUCUUCUACGACCAUGGUUUUACCGGGUGCUUGCAGUUGUUUUGGCCACAUUCUCCGUAAUUGUUGUGUGGUCCGAAUGCACAUUUUUCAGCACAAAACCAGUUUUGUCGUUAUUUGCAGUUUUCAUACAGCUGGCAGAGAAGACAUAUAAUUAUAUAUACAUAGAGAUGGCCUGUUUUCUUACCAUCUUUUUCCUAAGCAUCUGUGUUUAUUCUACUGUCUUCAGGAUCCGUGUAUUUAACUAUUAUUAUUUAGCUUCACAUCAUCAGACAGAUGCAUACAGUCUCCUUUUCAGUGGCAUGUUAUUUUGCCGUCUUACUCCACCAUUAUGCUUGAACUUUUUGGGCUUGACCCAUAUGGAUGCAACAAUCUCUCACAAAGACACUCAGCCAACUGCUUACACAUCUAUAAUGGGCUCUAUGAGAGUGCUGUCCUUCAUUGCAGAUGGAUUCUAUAUAUAUUACCCAAUGCUUGUUGUUAUUCUCUGUAUUGCCACAUACUUUAGUUUAGGAACUCGUUGUUUGAAUCUUUUGGGAUUCCAGCAGUUCAUGGGGGAUAGUGAAAUGACCUCUGAUUUGAUUGACGAAGGGAAAGAACUAAUCAGAAGAGAGAAAAGAAAACGACAAAGGCAGGAAGAAGGUGAAAACAGAAGAAGG
Eurypyga helias (sunbittern) is the source of this 1044-nucleotide messenger RNA. RefSeq names its product LMBR1 domain containing 2 (gene LMBRD2). The record is from RefSeq and is a predicted model, not a curated record. Gene Ontology annotation, cellular component: membrane. NCBI's taxonomy places the organism in Eukaryota, Metazoa, Chordata, Aves, Eurypygiformes, Eurypygidae. The transcript is spliced from 9 exons. Gene Ontology annotation, biological process: adrenergic receptor signaling pathway. The annotation marks the transcript as partial.